This is a messenger RNA of Lolium perenne, 1658 nucleotides long. RefSeq names its product putative FBD-associated F-box protein At5g56560. The record is from RefSeq and is a predicted model, not a curated record. Lineage: Eukaryota; Viridiplantae; Streptophyta; Magnoliopsida; Poales; Poaceae. Gene Ontology annotation, molecular function: protein binding.
CAGACUGCACUACUGCACUUGUACCUACGUCGCCUUCUGAGAGAGCUGGGAGAUGGAGCUGCGGUCAGGGCGUCGCCUCCGCUCGCUACCUACGCCUCCACCUCGCCCUAGUCGACGGCCGCCGGGCUUCCCUGAUGGCGACGGGUCGGACAGGAUCAGCGCCCUUCCGGAUGAGAUGCUGCUGGAGAUCCUCGUGCGCCUCCGGUGCGCCCGCGCCGCCGCCCACACGAGCGGCCUCUCCCGCCGCUGGCGCGGCCUCUGGAAGCAGCUCCUCGAGCUCUCCUUCCGCGACAUGUCGGCCGACGCAGCCGACGCAGCCCUGUUCUUCCUCGAGGUAGACAUCCCUGAUGAGCACCUUGGCGCUGCCCUCGUCUCGGCGCUGCUCCUUGCCGCGGCGCGCCUUGAGCCGGCAGACCUCGUAUUCAGUCUCUGGGGGAACUGUAAAGAUGGCAACUUUCCAUUCGAGAUCCCCUGCUUCGAGCGCGCCACCUCGGUCAAGCUGGAUAUGGUGGGCCUUUAUCUACUCCCGCCGGCAGGGGCCGUCGAGUUCCCUCUGCUGGAGAAGCUGUCCGUCGUCUGCUGCAGCGUCGACACGGCGGAGCUGGUCCGUCGGUGCCCUCGCCUGCGCGUGUUCAGGAUCGAGGUUUAUCCCUCAGAAGAUGUCGCCGCCGCAAACCGUAUCAAAGUCCACUCACCCACUAUUGAAGACCUUGCGGUUGUGGUGAAGGCGGUUGGCGUCCAACUGGAUAGCCUGGACAUCAUGGCCCCCGUGCUUAAGCGCUUCAGUCUGCGGGUCAACGUGGCCGAGGAUUUCACUGUUUCGUUCUCAGCUCCGAUGGUGGAAAAUAUCAUGUGGGAUUGCUUGUGUGACCAGCAAAAUGUCGGGUUUGGUGAGAAAUGGCGUCUGCACAACCUGAAGCUAGUGAUGAAGGAGGACGUAGGCGUCCUACGGAUGCAUAUAUUUUCUGAGGGUGAGUUGCUACCUGACCGGACCUUUUCUCAAGAGAUAGCACAGCUUCCUGCCUUUUCUGUUCUGAAGUUACAUUUACAAUCGAAAAAUCAUGGUAUUGGAGCACUUGUAUCGCAUCUGCUUUGAGUCUGUUCCUCUAUACGAAGACUCAAGGUGGAUAUUGGACAAUACUAUGUGUGCUCAGAAUGUUCACCAAAUUGUCCUUGUGAUCAACCCCAAAACUGGAGAAAUGAAAUUAUCUCUUUGACAGCUCUUGAAGAAGUGAAACUUACAGGUUUGGAUGGAACUGAAAAUGAUGUUGAUCUCCUGAAGCUUCUCUUCAGAUGUGCGCCUUUGAUGAAGAGCAUGACCGUUGUAUUGGCCCCUGAUUCUUCUUUACCAACCGACCAAGAUUGUGAAGAAAUCUAUAGCAUGUUUGAGGCAAAUCCUCAUGUCAAAUGCUCUGUUGAUCGCAGCCCUCCAUAGUCCACGAUUUGUCUUGUCAAAAGUUGAGUUCAUGUAUUUCUCUAGCCUAAUUUUAUGCUGUUGCUUAAGUAACUAGAUCUGUUCGAUCAACAUGUGCCCUCUGUCUCGGCUAUCAAAUGAAAUGCAUGUAAGACUGUUUCUUUGGUUCAGACUAACGAAAGGGAUCAUGCGCAGAUCUUAAUGUUCAGCUCUUAGCUCAAUAUGUGGUAAAGUUCUAAUAGAA